CAUUCACCCAGGACAAGAAAAACUGCAUUGUACCCCUGCGGACAAUGGCCCGACCCAGCUCUCGAUUCACCAAGUACCAGACCAACAGGUACAGCAAGUACCAGAGUUCUCCCGCCCCAGACAAGAACUCUUAACCCACCAGAUCGGCACAUGGUGCUUGCAAUCGAAGCCUCAUAGAAACCUAGACACUGACAACAAAUUACUUACUCAACACAUAUACAACAAUUUUGAGCGUGGGACUCUGCUUCAACACAGAACCCACAGAAAACCACAAGAUGGCCUCUCAUCUAGCGCCAGAUGGCCUCCGAGAACGAAAUAUACAAUUCCAACAAGACAAAGUUGACUCUAGUGCCAGCAGCAGCGUAUCCGCCUCUCCCGCCGACAUCGAGGUCGAGAAGCCCAAGAAGACCUUUGGCAGAACUCCAAAUGGAACCAGUGAGUCCGGAUCAUCUACCAGCAGCAUUUCUUCUACCUCCGUGGAAUAAAGUAUUAACUAUGCCUAGUCUUCACCGUUCCCCAAACCCAUGACAUGGUCUCGCAGUUACUCGACCCUCGACAACCCAAGAAUCUUUCAGACGUCGUUGUCCUCGGCGUACUCGCACUGCACAUUCUAGCCCUCUAUCUGCUUCCGUCGCCCCUCAAACGACCGGUCUUCGCUGGUAUCUUCCUAUUCUGGAGAGGCUGUUAUAACGUAGGCAUCGGCUGGCUUCUCCACAUACAAUCCAACCAUAAGCGCCUAAUUUCGUGGGCCAAGAAAUGGAGCUUCUUCGAGAACCCGGCUACAGGAAUGAAUCCACGUCCAUGGUUAUACAACCUUCUUAAACGGGAGCUGGAAACCAAAAUUCCCGAGGACUACAAGUUUGAGGAAGCACCGAUUGAGUAUAAUACAUGGUUGGUGUUUCGCAGAGUGGUGGAUCUCAUUUUGAUGUGUGACUUUGUGUCAUACUGUCUCUUUGCUACAGCUUGUGGGGGACGACCAAUUGGUGAGGGUUGGGGUUUAUCUAUAGCUCGAUGGGUGACGGGUAUUAUUCUAGUGGUCUUCAACCUGUGGGUCAAGCUGGAUGCCCAUCGUGUAGUCAAGGACUACGCGUGGUACUGGGGUGAUUUCUUCUAUCUCAUUGAUCAGGAACUAACCUUUGAUGGGGUAUUUGAAAUGGCCCCUCAUCCAAUGUACUCGGUGGGAUAUGCAGGCUACUACGGCAUUUCGUUGAUGGCAGCAAGUUAUAACGUCCUAUUCAUUUCGAUUAUUGCUCACGCAACCCAAUUCGCUUUCCUCGUAUAUGUCGAGAAUCCACACAUUGAAAAGACCUACAAUCCUCCGCCACCUCGCAAACGAGAAGACAAACCAAGCCAACGCGACAUUGACCGUGCAAAUGCCUCAGCGGCUCGUAGAGAGGGUAUCGAAUACUAUGAGCUCCCGAAAUUUCCAUCUCCUGCUCCAGCAGUCCCAACGCAACCAAUUCAAACCCACAACUUAAUGGGUAUCACAAAUAUCGAUCUUUUUAGAAUUACCGACUUGUCGGUUAUUCUCCUCCAAGGAUACGUUCUCCUAGUCACGCUCUGGUCUCCAAAUACCCGUUUUUUCCAGACAAUGUUUGCCCUAAAUGCAUUUGCCUGGCGUAUAUGGCACACGGGUGGCCUAGGACUGAUUCUUCAUGCUCAAUCAAACAAAAAGAUGUGGACUAGACAUUUCGUCAAGUACGGCGAAAGUACCGAUGAAGCCUGGAGACAAUGGAAAGGCAUGUAUCAUUUAAGCAUGACCAUGUGUUACGCCAGUUUCAUUGCGGCCGCAUGGAAAAUGUAUGCCGUACCCCAAGAUUGGGGUUAUGGCCUUGCGCUUUUGAAACACAUUCUCGGAACGGGUCUUGUAGCUCUACAAUUGUGGACAUCCGUUAGUAUCUACGAAUCUCUCGGAGAAUUUGGCUGGUUCUUUGGGGAUUUCUUCUUUGACCAAGCCCCAAAGCUGACGUAUAGUGGUAUUUACCGUUACUUGAAUAACCCCGAACGUUUCAUCGGACUGGCUGGUGUCUGGGGUGCGGUUUUCAUUACUAGGAGCAAGGCUAUUUUCUUUCUGGCCUUGUUCAGUCACCUGCUUACGUUGGGCUUCAUCCAAUUCGUGGAAAAGCCCCACAUGCAAAAGCUCUACGGACGAGCCCUACGAGCAGAAGCUGGUCUGACAAAGAGUAUUCGACGAUCUCUACCCCCACCCCUCAAGAAAUGGCAGGGAAGCGUAGACAAAGUUCUCGGUGAGACGGGUAACUUCGUUGAAGAUUUCCUAGAAGCUGCAAGACCAAAGUUCGCAGCUGGUGUUUCUACUAUUGUUCGAGAUACUACUGCACUCUUUAGUCAAUAUCCCGCUCGUCUUACCUUGACCCGUCUAGCUCCAGAUUUAGCAGGUUUCGACCCAAGAGAUUAUUCCAUUGCCAUUGAAAGUACGACUUCUGUAACAGCACCACAUGGCGAUCCCUCCAGCGACAAAGAAAGAACUGACCAAUUCAAACCUCUCAUGUUCGAUUAUGGAGCUCCUAUCAAGGUAAAAUGGACCGCUCCUGUAAACCACAGCCCCAAAGACUGGGUAGGACUCUACAUGGUAGCCGACAAUGCCUCUCGAGAUGUCACUCGUCUCUCCUCGGCCGGUCGAUGGGUAGCCACCGUUCCAAAUGAAUACGAGUUCUCCCCCGCCGACAAAGGAAUCCUCGUCUCGAACCAAAUAAUUUCAGGAAAAGACCGAAGAGACGGCUCAACCCGUGACUAUGCACGAGGCGAAAUGGUCUUUGUAGGCGACAAACUCUUCUGGACCUCUGGAGUUUUCGAGUUCCGCUACCACCAUGAUGGAAAGCACAAUGUCAUGUCUAUCUCUUUGCCCUUCGAAAUCCGCAUCUCGCGUUUCGAUGAGGAUGAUAUUCCGCUCAGUCCUUCUCAGGAUGUGAAUUAUAUCAUUCGGACGGCGGUUGAGAAUGCCCUGUUGCCAGUAGUGAGGAACUGCUUUGAUCGCGAUCCCGACGUGGCGCCUAAUAGCGUGGACGAACCUUUUGGACCACUGGUGGAGAGGGAACCAAAGUAUGCUAGACGCGUAGUGUAUGUGGUUCUUCAGAUGUUUGGAGUGGAGUUUGCGCCGGGGGUGGUGCUUGCGGACGGGUGUGUGAGGAAGAUGGCGUGGAGAAUUUGUAAUGCUAAGGCGGUUUUGGUAAGUCCAAGUUCUCCUAAAAUUUCGUCUUUCCAGUCUCGGUCGAUAUCUUUGGGAUUCGAUGAGGUCAUGUGUAGAAAGGCAACGCUAAUGUUUGUCCAUAGGCCCCGUAUAGUAUGUCAAGAUCUAGAGGCACUACUACACCCCAAAAUGAGAAUACCUCGCCUACGACGGAUAAAUUCUAGAAGCUCCUGGCGGAGUCUUCUCUAUACCUCGGACUCAAUACACUUAGAACCAGUAACUUGGGGAAUUUGAAUGGAGAGACGAGAGCAUAGAUCGGACGGAGAAAAGGAGACUUGGGUUAUUGGGAAUUUGCCCGAGAUACCCAGUUUCUGGUGUGUGGUCAUUGGGAUCAGUUUUCUUCUUGUUUUUUAUUCUUCAAGUAUGAUACGUCUGCAUUGAGAGUAGGAGUGAUUGGAAUCAUUGUAUUUCCUUGUUCUCCAUUGAGCCCGUCGAACCCUGGGCCUUCGGGCGCUCAAGUAGUUUUUUAUUUCUUGUACUUUCUUUAUGCAUGAAUGUAUCAGUGUGGGAAAAAGGAGGGAGGAAAACAUAGGCAUGAAAGACUGAGGAAGAAGUGGUAUUCUUGCAUGGAAGGGUGAAGUAAAAAAGUAAAGCUGUAGCAUCUCUAUUAUUGUAUUCUUCUUCUUCUUCUUAUAAAAUAAGUCUUCUCUCG
Hymenoscyphus albidus is the source of this 3860-nucleotide messenger RNA. The record is from the annotation of a GenBank genome assembly. Lineage: Eukaryota; Fungi; Ascomycota; Leotiomycetes; Helotiales; Helotiaceae.